UACGUACGUGAUUCUGCCCUGUACAUACUAUCGAAAUCGAAAGCAAUCGAAGGCUGAGCUGAUGCCAAGCGGUAACGCUGUCGUCUGCCAAUGUCCAAAGCGUGUGUAUACUUGUUGCACGCGGCUGCGCACCCGGUACGCGGUGGAAAUUCGAAUCAUUUCAAGUUGUCGUCAGUCGGUGGUGUCUGGUGGUGUCGUCGGCGUGUUUGGCGGGUUCGGUGGAUGGCGGUUGAUUUCGUUUGCGAUUCUCCGUGCGUGCUCGGACAUGCUCGUGACGUAUCGACACCGAGGAGAUACACGUUGAAAAUAGGAAAUAUGAGGAAACGCGGUCUUUAUAAUUCUUACCAUUCUCAUACACCGAUUGAAAAUGAGCAGUUCGAUCCCGUUUAUGAGCACGAUUUGCAAAUGUACGUCGUUCCUCCCGCGCGUGGAAAUGUACGACUGGACGAACUGUACAAAUGGAGCUUCGACAGAUUAAGAGUUCUCGGCUACGUCGCCGAGGUAGAGAAAAAGCGUUUAAAGUUUGCUCUUCGCCUGCCUGCCCUAUUACAGUUGUUGGAGCAAAACAAUCUUACCGAGUUCGCGACGCUUUACAACGUCCAUUCCGACUGUGACCCAUGCAUAAGAAAGCGUCUCGUUAUAUUCGACGGCAUGGCGCAUUUCCUUUUAAAGUCCGCAUUUGCUUUUGAUACGAAGAAAAUCAGUUGGUUCGUUAGACAAGAAGUGAACUUGUUCGCGUGGAGACUCUGCUCUUUUCCAUUGACCAGCGUCCGCCGUUUCAUGAAGCUGAACGAUAUCACGUAUCCUACGAUUUCUAUGGAAGAAAGGAGAGAGAUAAGUCAAGCAUUGGAAUCGUAUCGUACACCCAAGGAAGUGGAAGAGAUGAAUUUUUAUAAAGUAUACUUCACUCACGUGAAAGAUUUAGUCGCCCACGGACAGGUGUAUCUGAGACACGGAACGGCCCAUGUGCCAGAACCCAAAAUGGGUCACCCCAUCGUACACAAUUUUUCCAAAAAGUUAAAAUUCAGCGCGGCUCAAGGACGAUGGGUACACGGCAUGAAUUCCAGCGACGAGAGAUUUGCCACUUUGACGAAGCUACUUUUAGAAUCCGCGGAAGGAUAUUUCAAACGGACCGAUAAUCCAGAUGAAAUAACGUAUGAAGACUUGGAUUCGUUGUCAAAGAGAUCGUACCCACUGUGCAUGAGAAUAGUACACGAGGCACUGAGACGUGAUCAUCAUCUCACGAACGGCGGUCGCGUGCAAUACACAUUGUUUCUUAAAGGAAUCGGCCUUCCGUUUGACGCUGCGUUUCGACUGUGGAGUACGGAAUUCCGUCGAAUCGUGCCUCGGGAGGAAUUUGAAACAGAAUAUAGAUACUACGUCGAACAUUUGUAUGGGAGGGUGGGAAGGAUGGCGGAUUAUCAGCCUUUUGGAUGUUCGAAAAUAAUAGACACGGUUCUUCUUCCAAGGGAUUGUCACGGUUGCCCUUACAAAUCUAUGUCGACUCCUUUGCUUAGAACAACACUUCAGGAACACGGUCUUCUCAAACUCGAUGUGGAGGAGAUAAUUGCGCUGACGGAACGGAGCGAACAUCUUCAGGCGUGCAAGAGGUAUUACGAAGCUACACACGAAGUUGUUUUAAGUGCUCCAUUCAUGCAUCCAAACGAUUACUUUAGAUCCAGUUGUGAACGCUUCAGAGAAGCAGAGGAAUGGGCUGAAGAAGCUGAAGAGAAGAACCUCCUGUGAUCAUCCCGUGAAUGAUCAAAGAGACAAUUUUGGGAACGCGAAACUAUAAGGAAGAUCAGGGUUAGAAUUUUAAUUCAGUAUUAAAUAGCUAUUGGUAUCAGCGUUAAUAAGACGAGGUACUCGUCUGUUAUUUAAAAAUUGAUGAGACUGCAUUUUUUAUUUUUUGUAAAAAAAAGUGGGAUUGUUGAACAAAAUGAGUAUUUAUUUCUGAAACUAAAACUAAAAUUUCACAAAAUCUAAAGGAGGUUGCUCGUGGCGUCAUCUAGCGUUCACGGCUGCGAACCUGCUUGACUCCAAUAUGUACGGCAAUAUUUUUGCAGCCAUGAACGCUAGAUGGCGCCACGUGUAUGUGAAGCUAGCCCCCAAAAUUGCAGCCAUGAACGCUAGAUGGCGCC
Molecule: messenger RNA, 2141 nt
Organism: Ceratina calcarata
Lineage: Eukaryota; Metazoa; Arthropoda; Insecta; Hymenoptera; Apidae
Product: DNA primase large subunit
Exons: 7
Coding region: 91-1746 (551 amino acids)
Biological process (GO): DNA replication initiation; DNA replication, synthesis of primer
Cellular component (GO): alpha DNA polymerase:primase complex
Source: RefSeq, a predicted model, not a curated record